AUGAACACGGACAAAGACAUGAUCAUGGAUAUGGACGUAGUCCCCGAUUUCCUACACUUUUCCAAUUACACCCACAGCACAACCACACCCACUUCCGAAGACGAUGACUUAAACAACACCUGGUCCCCUCUCCUCGAUUUGGAUUUCUUCACAGCCAACCAAGAUCACUUCCACGACUUCAUUGAUUCCCUCACCAACCAUGAAAUCACAACCGUUGAUCCAAAUCUAAUCAACCCUAUUGCCCAGGACGAGGAAGAAGAAAAAUCAUCAUGCAUCGGAAACGGAUCCAACUCAAAUUCCAUAACAGACACCGACACCGACGACAGAAAAGGCCUCCGUCUGGUUCACCUCCUUAUGGCCGCGGCGGAGGCUCUAACAGGCACCAACAAGAGCCACCAUCUGGCUCAAGUGAUAUUGAUUCGGCUCAAAGACUUAGUGUCUUCAACUCACGGCACAAACAUGGAGAGACUCGCCACGUAUUUCACCGACGCGCUACAAACUCUACUAAACGGCGCUGACUCUUCACACAACUCCACCCUCCAUAAGCUUUGCUCACUCACUGGACCCCACCAAACUGACCUACUCUCGGCGUUUCUGCUUCUUCAAGACAUGUCCCCUUAUGUCAAGUUCGCUCACUUCACGGCCAACCAAGCCAUCCUCGAAGCCGUUACACAUGAACGUAGAGUUCACAUCGUGGACUACGAUAUCAUGGAAGGAGCCCAAUGGGCUUCACUCAUUCAAUCACUUUCGUCACGGAAAGACGGCAUCCCGGGCCCUCAUCUCCGAAUCACUGCAUUAUCUAGAAACAAAGAGCGUGGAAGUGGACGGAGAUCCGUAGCUACCGUUCAAGAAACCGGAAAAAGAUUAACUGCGUUUGCGGCUUCCGUUGGGCAACCGUUUACUUUUCAUCAAUGUAGAUUGGAAUCAGACGAAACGUUUAGAGCGUCUUCGUUGAAGCUUGUUCGUGGUGAGGCUUUGGUGUUUAACUGUGUGAUGAAUUUGCCUCAUCUUAGUUACCGGGCUUCAGAUUCCGUUGCUUCGUUUUUGAACGGUGCGAAGAAGUUGAGAUCGAAGCUUGUGACGUUAGUUGAGGAGGAGGUUGGGCCCAUCAAUGACGCAGGCUUUGUGGGCUUGUUCAUGGAUUCGUUGCACCGUUAUUCAGCGAUGUAUGAUUCGCUUGAGGCUGGAUUUCCGAUGAAUAAAUGGGCCCGGGCUUUGGUAGAUCAAGUGUUUAUGGGCCCGAGGAUAAUGGGCUCAGUGACCCAACUAUACAUGAGUGGUGAAGAGGAGGGGCAAGAGAAGGGUUCUUGGGGGGAGUGGUUGCAUGCGGAAGGGUUCAGGGGAGUUAGCGUAAGCUACUGUAACCAUUGCCAAGCAAAGUUGUUGUUGGGUUUAUUUAAUGAUGGGUAUAGGGUGGAGGAAUUGGGUACUAAUAAGUUGGUGUUAGGUUGGAAAUCAAGGCGUUUACUUUCUGCUUCUACUUGGACUUGUAUUGCAGAGUCAGCAUUUGAGUUUUAG
Lathyrus sativus (Indian pea) is the source of this 1518-nucleotide messenger RNA. The record is from the annotation of a GenBank genome assembly. NCBI's taxonomy places the organism in Eukaryota, Viridiplantae, Streptophyta, Magnoliopsida, Fabales, Fabaceae.